CAGAGCGGCAGAAGUUUGUCACCCUCAUCCCUCCUUGGUUCGGCGCCUCCUCUCACAGCACACACGAUCACACAUCGCAAACAAUGCCGUUCAAGAGGUACGUAGAGAUCGGAAGAGUGGCUCUUGUCAACUACGGCAAGGACUAUGGCAAGCUCGUCGUCAUCGUAGACGUUAUCGACCAUAACAGGGCUCUUGUUGAUGCCCCGGAUAUGGUACGGAGCCAGAUGAACUUCAAGAGGCUGUCUCUCACCGACAUCAAGAUAGACAUCAAGCGGGUUCCAAAGAAGAAGGCUCUAGUAGCAGCAAUGGAAGCUGCUGAUGUCAAGGGAAAAUGGGAGAGCAGCUCGUGGGGAAGGAAGUUGAUUGUCCAGAAACGACGGGCUGCUCUGAACGACUUUGACCGAUUUAAGCUCAUGCUGGCGAAGAUCAAGAGAGCAGGCCUUGUUCGACAGGAACUAUCUAAGCUGAAGAAGGAGACUCUUCUGCAUGAGUAGUUACUUAUUUUCAAUCUAUUCGGAUUUUGAUGCGGGACGUGCAAUUUUAACAUUGUAUCUUAUAAACUAUUUUCUGGAAUUCAUCAUCUUUGAAAUACUUGAAAGUUUUGCAAAUUUUCA
Andrographis paniculata is the source of this 614-nucleotide messenger RNA. RefSeq names its product 60S ribosomal protein L14-1-like. NCBI's taxonomy places the organism in Eukaryota, Viridiplantae, Streptophyta, Magnoliopsida, Lamiales, Acanthaceae. The record is from RefSeq and is a predicted model, not a curated record. Gene Ontology annotation, cellular component: ribosome; cytosolic large ribosomal subunit. The coding region runs from base 84 to 494 and encodes 136 amino acids. Gene Ontology annotation, molecular function: RNA binding; structural constituent of ribosome. The transcript is spliced from 5 exons. Gene Ontology annotation, biological process: translation; ribosomal large subunit biogenesis.